UCCGCGUGUGAACCAGCGAGCUCAUGGCUACUCUGGAGUCUCCCGGGAUGGAUGGCCAGACUGGAGACACGGAGACAGAGGUGCUACAGAGUGCAAGAUGGCAGUACUGUGGAGAGCCCGACGACAGGCAGAAAGCUGUGCUGGUCCAAUUCUCCAAUGGGAAGCUGCAGAAUCCAGGCAACAUGCGCUUCACCUUGUACAACAGCACCGACUUGGUAAACCCCAGGCAGAAGUGUCAUCGGAUCCUGGCCGCUGAGACAGACAGGCUCUCCUAUGUUGGAAACAAUUUUGGGACUGGCGCCCUCAAAUGCAACACUCUUUGCAGACACUUUGUGGGCAUUCUGAAUAAGACCUCUGGCCAGAUGGAAGUCUAUGAUGCGGAAGUGUUCAACAUGCAACCCCUGUUUGCUGAAGACUCUAUUGAGCAUGGGCCUCCUCUGGAGAAUCAGAACAAGACCUUCAGGGACAAGUUGGAUUCUUGCAUUGAAGCCUUUGGAAGCACCAAGCAGAAGCGGUCCCUGAACUCCCGGAGAAUGAACAAAGUCGGCAGCGAGUCUUUGAAUUUCACAGUAGCUAAAGCCGCAGAGAGUAUCAUUGACACGAAGGGCGUGAGUGCUUUGGUCAGCGAUGCCAUGCAAGAUGACUUGCAAAACGACUCCCUCUACCUUCCUCCCUGCCACGCUGAUGCCGCCAAGCCCGAAGACGUGUAUAGAUUUGAAGACAUCCUGUCCCCGGCCGAGUAUGAUGCUCUUGAAAGCCCAUCCGAAGCCUUCAGAAAGGUCACGUCUGAAGACAUACUGAAGAUGGUGGAAGAGAACAGCCACUGCUCCUUCAUCAUAGAAAUGCUGAAGUCUUUGCCAGCAGACGAGGUGCAGCGAAACCGGCAAGCCCGGAGCAUCUGGUUCCUAGACGCCCUCCUCAGAUUCCGAGCUCAGAAAGUGAUAAAAGGGAAAAGUGCCUUAGGACCUGGGACCCCGCACAUCAUCAACACCAAGCUGCUGAAGCAGUUCACCUGCUUGACCUACAACAACGGCAGUUUACGGAACUUAAUCUCGAGUUCUAUGAAGGCCAAGAUCACUGCAUAUGCAAUCAUCCUUGCCCUGCACAUAAAUAACUUCCAGAUUGACCUGACGGUGUUGCAGAGGGACUUGAAGCUGAGUGAGAAAAGGAUGAUUGAGAUAGCGAGAGCCAUGAGGCUGAAGAUCUCCAAAAGAAAGGUGUCCCUGGCAGAUGGCAGGGAAGAGGAUCAUAGACUGGGCACUCUGUCCAUCCCACUGCCUCCGGCCCAGACCUCAGACCGACAGUCGAAGCGGAAAAAAAUGAGCUAGAUGUUUUCCACAGCUACUUCUCUUCACUUCGUUCUUACUUUUUUAUUUUUUGAAAAAGAAAGUAGACUGGACCUUGUGGUACAUACCUAGAAGCCAAGAACUCAGGAGACUGAGGCAGGAGGAUUAUGAAUUCUGGGCCUGUCUGGGAUGCUGCCACGCUCCACCACACCUGCAAGGCCUUACUUUAGCAUGGUUACCAUGCCGGAAGCCAGCAUUCCAGUUAUCCGUCUCCUAUGCAGAAAUAAAACGAUGGCCCUGGUUUGACUUCAUCUCCCUCCUCUGGCGUUGCUGUGGUUUGAAGUGGUAGAUGUUUCUCCUUUGUAGGGUUUGGGAGGGUCUGGGGAAGUCAAAAGAUCUUAUCAGUCUGAACUUGGAGCCGGAAGUUAAUAAAGAGGACCUGGUGCCCA
This is a messenger RNA of Rattus rattus (black rat), 1735 nucleotides long. It is a transcript of the gene Polr1e, whose product is annotated as RNA polymerase I subunit E. The record is from RefSeq and is a predicted model, not a curated record. Lineage: Eukaryota; Metazoa; Chordata; Mammalia; Rodentia; Muridae. Gene Ontology annotation, cellular component: RNA polymerase I complex. Bases 24 to 1328 code for a protein of 434 amino acids. Gene Ontology annotation, biological process: RNA polymerase I preinitiation complex assembly; nucleolar large rRNA transcription by RNA polymerase I; transcription elongation by RNA polymerase I. Gene Ontology annotation, molecular function: DNA binding. The transcript has 12 exons.